AUGCUCGAGCCCAGCACUCAGCGCACCUGGUUCUCCCAUCAGAUGGUUGAUCUGGAAGCCAGCCUGCCCGCCACGUAUCAACAGCCGCGGACGCCCGCUGCCUACCAUCGGCAGCAGACGCACGCUCUCCUGCUCGCCGCCAGCUCUGCCUCCCUGUCCUCGGCCACCUCGGACCAGGACGACAAGAGCGCCGACUACACCAUCCGCGACUACUGUUCCGCCGGUGCAAAGAUUCUCAUCGCAGCCGGAGUGGUCGUCAGCAUCGGCUUCAAUAUUUGCCUUUCAACCAACAACUCUGGUUGCAAUCCUUCUACGCCUGGAUCAAACACUCACAACUUUGAAACUUGA
Messenger RNA from Akanthomyces muscarius, 348 nucleotides. RefSeq lists its product as uncharacterized. The record is from RefSeq and is a predicted model, not a curated record. Lineage: Eukaryota; Fungi; Ascomycota; Sordariomycetes; Hypocreales; Cordycipitaceae. The coding region runs from base 1 to 348 and encodes 115 amino acids. The transcript has 3 exons.